This is a messenger RNA of Pyrus x bretschneideri (Chinese white pear), 4751 nucleotides long. RefSeq lists its product as uncharacterized. Lineage: Eukaryota; Viridiplantae; Streptophyta; Magnoliopsida; Rosales; Rosaceae. The record is from RefSeq and is a predicted model, not a curated record. The transcript has 5 exons. Bases 636 to 4751 code for a protein of 1371 amino acids.
AAAAACCACCACACACUUCCUCUCUCUCUCUCUCUCUCCCCUACUUUCUCUUUCUCUCUCUAUCUGUAUCUCCUUCUCUCUCUUCAAAACUCUCUUUAACGCAUAUUCACAGAUGGGAGGUGAAUCGGGGGUGUUUAAUAUGGUACAAACCCGCUUUAUGGAGAGAAAGAGAACCUGAUGCCCUUUUUGAUGUGUGAGUGGGUGGUCCUGUUUUUCUCACUUCUCUCUCUCUUCCUCUUUCUCUCUCUAGAGGUGCUUAGUAGUCUUCAAAGACUUCAUCUUUUCUCUCUCAUUUCUCAGUCCGAACCAACCCUGAAAAAAAAAGGCUUCAAAACCAAAUAAUCCCAUCAGCGCCGCGAUUUCUUUGAUCUUGGAUUGAUGUUAUGGAUGAAGAUUCCAGUGGGGUUGUUUGAUUUUUCAUCUCUGCUGCUUUCUGCUAGUGUUUCUGGUGCCGCUUGAAGUGAACAGUAAUAGUUCUAGAGCGAGAAAGAGACUUAGAGAGAGAAAGGGUCAUUAUAUAUGCUGAAAUCUAAGUUCAAGAUAAGCUGUGGAGGUAGAGAAGAUAUUACUAGAGCUUGUGACUGUUGGGGAAACAGCACAAGUAGAAGAGAGAAGAAGAAGCAGCUUUCCAUCAGAUGUUAUCUUUUGAAAAACUUCCACCAGAUCCCCCAUGUCAUCAUCCCCAGCCUUUGAUCAUCAAAGAUGCUAGUACUAGUCAUGAGCAGCCACUAGAUCUAUCUCCACCCCUUCCUAAAUUCUCCAUCAGAGAUUAUGUUUUUACAUCCCGGAGCAAAGAUAUCGAGACCAACUGGCCUUUUUCUCAGAAGAAUUUGCAACUUUGCUUGAAACAUGGCGUGAAGGAUCUGUUGCCGCCAUUUCAGAAUCUUGAUGCAGUAAGAAACCAACCUGUUAAGAGAUGUACGGUUGAAAGUGAAAAGAAAAGCAAUCUUGAUGUUUCAGAAUCUUCCGGGCAAGAUGAUCAUGCAGUAUUAAAGUCUUCGUCAAACGAUACCAAGCUGAAGGAAAAGCCAACAGAAGCUUGUACAGAGACUACAACAACCACUUCAUGCAGGAGUCAGUUCCUACGAACAGGCCGUCAAGGUUGCCGCUUAGAAAUUGAUACUUCCUUGGAAGCUGCAUCAGUUGAAGUACUUGAAGCUGCAGGUCCUCCCGUUGUUGUUGUUAGCAAGACUGGAAGCACGACGCGACCCUCGGCUAAGAAGUGCAGAUUGGUGGUCAAAUACGGUAGCCAUUCAGAGAGAAGCUCAACCGAAGAUAUUGCAUCGAAUGCUACUACCAUUUCAGAAACAAUGACUUCAAAAACUUGCCCUGUUUGCAAAACCUUCUCAUCGUCUUCUAAUACCACCUUGAAUGCUCAUAUUGAUCAGUGUCUUUCUGGGGAGGCAACUCCCAAGUGGACCGGGGGUUGUAAACCGGUUACAAGGUACAGAAUUAAGCCGAGGAAGACUAAAUUGAUGGUGGAUAUAUAUACUACUGCCCAGCAUUGCACAUUAGAAGAUCUCGAUAGAAGAAAUGGUUCGAGCUGGGCCACGAACGUUUCAAGCUUUCCUACUCGGGAUAAGAAGUCUGAGGUGCCGGUUGAAGAGAAAAGGCAAAGAGUAUCCUCAGUCCAUCCUGAUGAUAUUGAUGUCGGUCCAGUCUAUGUAGACGCCAAUGGCACGAAAGUUAGGAUUUUAUCGAAGUUUGAUGAUGCACCAUCUCCAUCAGUGCCUAAAGCGGUAGAGCAUCUUCGACCAAGAAAACCUUUGAAACCAGGCAAAGGAAGCAAAUUCCUUUCAGCGAAAAAGCAAAAGCGCCAUGCAUCUAAACAUCACAAGUACCUUAAACUUGCUCCUCAAAGCAAACAUUUUAUCUCUCCUAAGGCUCAUUCUUCUCAGAUUUAUGGGGGUCAAGAAACAUGUGGAGCGAAAGAAAAUUCCGAGGAAGGACAGCAAAUGGAAGAGCAGCUCAAUUCUUGUAAUGCUGGAGCUUUAAGAGGAUGGGCUUGCUCCAAACGCACUGGUGGUGUAAAGAAGUUGAACAAGAAGCAUGUGUCUCAGGACUUUUUGGUUGAGAGUGAUCAAACAUUUUUCGGUAACUGUCGUGUGGAGGGAAACUGUGGUAGAAAGGUAAUGAAUUUGUCUGGAAAUCCAAUUUCUUCUUCUGAAAAAAGUGGGAGCACAGAGAAUGCAUGUGAUGAAGCUCAAGCUAGUGAGAAAAGUGACUGCUCUCCUUGGAGAAAGAGAGCAGGAAGCCCCUUUCCUGGUGAGCAAAGCCAGCAUCAGUUUAGCAAAGACACAACUUUUUCGCCUAAUAGUUGCACGCUAAACCGUACAUACUCUGAUGUGAACUUUGCACCUGUGUUGAGCAACAAUACAAUUGGUUCUGCUACGGAUCUCACCGAAAAUUUUGAUUGUGCCCCUCGCACUAGCAAAAAAUUAUCUAAGAGUCGCGAUGCCCCCAGAUCAAAUGCCAGGAAAUCCCUCCCGCCAAAGAAAAAUGUGUUGGCUAUUGGCAGGCGGGUAUCAUUGACUGAAUCCAGUCCCAGUGUUGCUAUGAAUUGCUCAGCUGUUAAGAAUCAAGGGCAAAGGGAAGAAAUAGAUAAAGAGGUUGCUGCCUGGGAUCCUGAGGCUGAUCAACAGUAUGAUUUCAUGCAUAAUUUCGCUGGAAAGCGGUUUCGAAAAGAUUGUAGCGAUGAAGUAUCAGUAUCCAGAAGCACUGUGUUGCAGAGGAGAAAAUGUAGAGGUUCCUUAAGUAGCUCUAGAAGGAAUGAACCCAUGGCCUUGGAAGGUUCUCAAUUUGCACCCGAGUUUUAUGGAUAUGAUGAAAGGGAAAAGAUGGAUACUUCUGUUACCAUUCGUGAUGAAUAUCUGGAAAAAGUUGAUGGCCUGGGAGGUUCUGAGAGGGAAGAUCAAAUCCAUGAUGGUGACAUGGUUACUGAAAAGCCUGCCCUAAUAGGUUUCUGUGAAACCGAAGCAGUAACAAGUCCAACUGAUCCAAGCAUUAGUAAUGAGCAAGAGAUGUUUUGUGGUGAUGGACUGGAAGAUGGCACACUUGGGCAGAAUGUUCAUAGCAUGGAGGAAAUGGACUCUGAUGAUGGCCAAGGAAGCUAUUUUCCUGAGGUUGAUCCAAUACUUAUCCCAGGGCCACCAGGAUCGUUUUUGCCAAGCCCUAGGGAUAUGGGGUCGGAUGAUUUUCAAGGGAAUUCGUCACUAACCACGAGUCGAGUUCAAUCAUCUCAAGAUCAGCUUGAUUUUAUUGAUGGGGAUUCAUCAGAUUCACCUGUUUCUACAACAUCAACCAUCUCUAAUUCCAGAGGGACAAAAUUGGACCCAAAGCAUUCUGAACCGUCAUCUUCCAUAGGACAAUCUGCUCAGGACAAGAUCAGACCGGUCCUAUCGCGUGCAGUUAGUGGUACUUCUGAAGAAAUUAAUGCCACUGCAGCCGAACAUAGCACAACAGCUGAAAGACUUUCUUUUGAUAGAGAAAACUUUAAGGUCAACAAGAUAUCUCUCGAGAGGGGACCUAUCAGCUUCAAAAGUAACGAUCAGCCUUGCUGUUGUCAACGGAAGGAGAGAACUUCACAGGGUGUGGCUUUAAAUUAUCAAGAAUCACCACUAUUAAUGCGGCGAGCAAUGGCACUGCCUGCCAUGGGAAAGCAAAUGGGUGGCAAUCUAAACACAAGAACUAACAAUUUGGAGUCGGGGUCUGACAUGACAGACUCAUUCUUUCUGAGUGGUGGUACAACAUCGAGAUCUGAACAGGCAGUUUUCCCUGUCGCCAAGUCAUCUUCUGGUCACCAUCCUUCGAAGGGUUCUCCAGAUGGCAAAGGGAAGUUGUCAGGUCACAGUGAGUAUGAUUCUUUUAGUCCAUCUGCUUCUAAUUCAAUACUCAGGCUAAUGGGAAAGAAUUUGAUGGUGGUCAACAAAGAGGAAGAUACAUCAGUUCCACCGGUGCAGGCUCAACCACAUGCGCAAACUAACCAUCUAACUUCACAGUUUCCAACAUUCUCAGGAGUUGUUCCUGGAAAUCUUCAGAAUCAGUUCUAUCAUUCCUUUCAACAUAACAAAGUGGAGGAAUGUUUUGACGCAAGUGCAGCGCACUUCAACAGUUUUAGAAGCUAUAGCAAUCCAAGGACACCGCAAGUGGUUGCACGAGGACCUGCAAGCUUGUUUCCAAAGCAUCAUACAGAUGGCAAUUUUGUGGCAUCCAUGGAACCCCACGAGUAUAAAGGCAAUCAUAAUUUUCCAAUGCCACAGAACAGGUAUAUAAGCAAACCCAUUGGAGGAGCACCCACGUUUCAUGUGGAGAGAAUUAUGAACCCUCCUGACCGCCAACGCAAGAAUGGACAUUCUGCUUUCAGUGCCAGUAAAGAAAUUAUCAUCAUUGAUGAUGUUCCGGAAAGUGAAGCUGAUUUGACCUGCAGUGUUGCAAAGUACUCGGAAGGGUUGAGGGAAAGCCAAGUAGUUUGUUCCGGCAGUCCAGUUCCAGCGGCUCCCAGUUAUAACUCAAAGCGUGUGAAUAAUCCUUUCUCUCGUUAUGAAUCACAGGAACUUUGUGGAUCACCAGUUUUGUACAACACCACCUUGCAUGCAGUUCCCUCCAGGCUAGCCAAUAAUAGUAGUCCUGUUAAGUGGAGUUGUACUACUUCAGAAGGCUCAGGUGUGCUGCAGCGGGCUUCUUUUCUUGCAGCACCAUCGCCAAGAGGACAUCUGAGAUCUACACUGUACGAUUCACCGAGCUUGUCAUAG